Canis lupus familiaris (dog) is the source of this 1139-nucleotide messenger RNA. RefSeq names its product ral guanine nucleotide dissociation stimulator-like. The coding region runs from base 1 to 981 and encodes 326 amino acids. The transcript has 5 exons. NCBI's taxonomy places the organism in Eukaryota, Metazoa, Chordata, Mammalia, Carnivora, Canidae. The record is from RefSeq and is a predicted model, not a curated record.
AUGGUGUGUCGGUGGAGCAGCUGGGGGUGGCAGCCAGCGCGAUGGGGGCCAGACCAGGCGCUGGAGGCCUACCUGCCUGGUGCCGGGCAACUGUCUCACACAGAGAUCCACCCGGGACGUGGGGCGAGUCGGAGGAAGGGGUCGUCCUGCCCCACUGCCUCCAGGAGCAGGGAGGUGCCCUGCGCAGCUAACAGAGGCCAGCGCGGGCUCAGGGGUGCUGGGGCCGCGGCCGGGAAGGGGCAUCAGAUUGUCCCGAAGAAGCUCAGCCGGACGGAGCUGCUGGGGCACGAAGACCGACAACUGCUGCUCGCCUUGCAGCGCAGAGAUGUCAUCUCCAUUUGCAGCUUCUUAGACGACUAUCGUGGAUUCGCCACCACGGACGAGGUGCUGGACCUGCUGUUCACCGAAUAUGGGUACAUCAUAGCUGCAUGUGGUGACGACGACACGGUCCAGCGUUGGAAACUGGCCAUCUCCUGCAUGCUGGAAAUAUGGCUGGAUUAUUAUGGGGACGACUUUUGUCAGCUCCCCGAAUUUCCCUCCCUUAUGAAAAUUCUGCAAUUCGUAAGACAGCACAUGCCAGGUUCAGACGUGGAACUCCGUGCCCGGCGUAACCUCCAGCAAUUCAGACGCCUCCAUACAGUGGAGCCAGAGGCUGGGGCUUCAGCCCAAGGAAAACACCCUGAAGCAGCUCAGGAGCAAGUCCCAGCUCUGACCGUGGGGACUGCUGCCCCGUCGGGGCCUGCGGGGAUCCAGGCCGUCCCGGCUGCUGGGGCUGAGGGCUCGGCCCGCGCUGAAGCGCCCGCUGGGGAGGUGAAGCCCCUGCAGAUAGUGGUCACUGCUCUAGUUCACUGCUCCGCCCUGGAGGAGCCCCCUGCACCCGCGGCCACCCCAGAGGAGGAGCAGGCCCCGGCACCUGCAAUCGGGGUCCCCAGAGUGCCAGAGCCGCCACCUGCAUCUGGAACAACUGGCUUCGACCCCUGAGCUCGCCCCAGCUCCCAACGCAGGGCUCGUGGUGGCUGCAGCCCAACGGAGGCUUGCCCUCCCCUGGCAUUUCACUGUUUCUAUAUUUUCCAUUUUUCUUUAACCUUUAACCUGUAUAAUGGCUUAUGAGUUUUAUUGUAAUAAAGGAUAAGUUAACU